CUCAUGGAGACCACAGACCUUGAACCUGAGCCCGAGGAGGUCCAGUUCACGGACACGUCCUACACCAGCGCGUCCUUCGAGUCCCUUCCACCACCUCCCCCUGAAGAACCGAAAAAGAAAAAGAAAGGAAAAGGGAAGAAAGUCAGUGAGGUGCAUAUUAUAAAGGAUACCAGUGAACUGUUUCAAUGGUCUGAAGAAUCUAUAGCUGAGGAACAGCCGAAGGUUAUUGAAGAAGAAGAAGCCCCCAAAAAGAAGAAGGGGAAGAAGGGAAAGAAGGAAAAAGAAAAGGAGGAAAUACCAGAGUUUGAAAAGCCAAAGAACUGGAAGAAAAUGAACAGAAAAGAAAGAGAGGCAUGGAUGGUGCAGAGGAUAGAAGACUGGAGGGCGGAGAAGGAGGCGGAGAAACAAGCAAUCCUGGCGGGUGCUAAGGAGAAGCGGGCGGCCGCUGCCAGGGAGCGGGCCGAGCUGAUGGCGAAGGACAAUGAGGAGCAGGAGAUCAGGAGAGACAUACUCCAGAAGGCUUGCAACUUGUUCCGCAAAUUCGAAAUGCAGAAAUUCGAAUACCUCAACAAGAAACAGUUGGAUGCAGAGUGGCAACAAUACCUCCGCUGUGACGGCCUUCCGGACGCCCGGGUGGUCACCCAGAUGAACACGUACCUCCACAUUUGGCAGAACCAGGGGAAGUGUGAUGAUAACGAGCUGGAGAAGCGGUGCGUUGAGGCUCUGCCGAUGCUGGAAAUGUUAGAAGAAUUCGUCGCUAACUCGCGACAGUAUACGGCUUUGCAAGCACAGGGCUACAAUGAGGUACGUUUAGCGCUCAGGGAGCAGCUGUCACUAGCCAUACAACUAGCAUCGUACACCAUACUGAGAAAUAUGGAGAAAAGCCUCAAGUUCCACUCAAUCAAGCUGGCGACAUACGAGAGGGAGUUCAAAGGAUUGAGGCUGAACAUCUGGGUGGCGGUGAGAAUGCCUACGAGGAAACCGAAGCCGGUUGAACCUGAACCGGAACCAGUGGAACUGACCUUCCCAGCCAUCCACGUGUCAGUGAAGCUGCCCAAGAUAAUAGACGGCAGUUGUGUGUGCGUACGCGCAGCUCGCUCCAUGCUGGACCUGCACAGUGAGAGCUCGAGGACCUUCGCCCUGGCAGCUGAACUGCCAAACAGAUUCGAAGAUUUGUUUAUAUUCAACGUUAAAGAGCACGUGGCCACGUAUAAACUGAAGAAGGAACAAGACGAAACAAGAAGUAAAUUCUUUGCCGAGAUCAGAGUCAAGGUCAGGGAGUUGGAGAACUUCCUCAAAUCGAACCCGUACACGAAGAAUGAAAAGGAGAAAGAAGAUUUGGACAAUCUGAACAUGAUGGAGCCUCAAAAUCUACCAGAUCCUAGAACACACAUCGCGGAGCAAAAUGAAUUGGCCAUGACGAAAUAUCUGAAAACUUGCAUGACGCGAACGAGAGCUGGUGAAAUAAACCUCAGGAAAUACAGGAUAUGCGGAGGAGUUCUCUACUUAGAUUUGCUGAUGACGCCGCCUCAGCCGAAACGACUCAGAGGAGAUAUAAUUCUUACAACAUUACAACUGCCCAAAGUCCUUCAGCCAAUGAAGUACCAAGUCCAGUACCGGGCCCCGGGUCCGCCCCCCGUGGGGGUCACCAGGACCCCGGAGGAGAUCGAGGCAGAGAUCAAGAAAAUGGAAGCGGAGUAUGAGAAACUGGCUCUGGUAUUCAUUGAGCUCCCCCAAGACGUGAUGUGGUCGGAACCGCCCGUAGUAUGCCAGUGGCAGGAUCCGAGAAAACUCUGGACAAGCAACUAUAUCAACGACUUGAAGUAUAAUGAAGACAAGUUCACAAUUCAGUUCAGGACUGGGGUGCUUUGGCCGAUCGGUAUAGCUACAUUGAGGUAUAGCAACCUGCCCUAUCAAAGUUGGGAUGUUAAACCGGAUACCCACAGCAAAGGAGUAAUAAUAACGGUCACAGGAGCAUGCGUCACAAUCACGUGGCUCUGUCUAGCCAACACGGUCCGGCUGAAGUGGAUAGCGAACGCCACCACCAACGCCUUAAAGGAACACUAUAAUAAGCCUUACAGCGUGAAGAAGAUGAUGCAGAUCAUGCGGGAGGCGGCCUGCGAUUUCUUCCCUGACUUCGACGCCUACAACCACAUCGAGGGCAGCUGCCCCAAGGAGUGGGCGGCCGAGAGGCACAACUACCACGCCAUGGCGUUUCUGUCCAGGGCCUACAACUUCCAGUGGAGCAGAUGGAACGCCACAGCUGGGAGUCGAACUAUCAUCAUGCAGUUGCGCGAAGCGGUGGACAAGAAACGAGAAAGCAAACUUCAGCUUUUGUACGUGACUCCACAGAAGGCUACCAUCCUAAAAUGUAAUGAGAUGGUGCAGGAACUGUCCUUACAACCUAUGAUGGGGUUAGGAUUCUAUCCCGACUUGUUCACGCUGAACAUGUCAUACGGUUCAGUGGACGCGCGCCGAGCGACUUUCAACAUGAAAUAUAGACUUGUGGAGACCGUUUUCGAUAUGCUACAGGAGUUAAAGUUGUCCAGUUUUUCUUAAGAUAAAUAAUAUAAAGAAAAUUGAAAAUGACAUAAAAAAUGGCAUAAUUAAAGGCGGCUUACGUACAUAUAUAUUGCGGAGAAGACAGAGCCAACAGUCUUGAAAAGUCUAACAGGCCACGUUCGGCGGUAUGGCUUAUUAAUGAUAAAUUUGAGAUUAAAAUAGUGAGUUUGCCACCCCAUCGCCUACAAGAAGAAUCCCAAGUUUAUAAGCCAUUGCCAAGGAAUGUGAAAAAAAUGAAGACACAAAAAAGAAUGGCACAGGUAAAGACAAAAAAAAAUCGAUAAAGAUUUUUGGGAAUUCUUCCUUUCAGAAAUGAAAGGUUAAAAAUCUCAAAAAUAUGUUAAUGUCAAUUGAAAAGUGAAGAAGACUUUUAUUUGAAGAUGUAAUGUUUUAACGCAAAAUAAAAAACUGCAAACGUAAAUUUGACAAUGUGGGACAGGUUGUUAACGUAUGAUGAGUUGCCACAAGCAAAUGGAGUGACAUAGGAAUUAUUACUCAACUGUAAAUAUGUAUUUGAAGAAGAGAUUAUUUGUUCUAAAUUUCUGUAUAUUUCUUCAAGUUUCCAUCAAAAUUUAAAUAAAGUGAAGAGAAAUAUAAGGGAUAUUUACUUAAAAUAAAACACGGGAAUGUAUACUAUAAACAAAUUCUAUUUAUUUAAUGGAUAAAAAAAA
Amyelois transitella is the source of this 3233-nucleotide messenger RNA. Its product is annotated as dynein axonemal intermediate chain 7. Gene Ontology annotation, cellular component: axoneme. Gene Ontology annotation, molecular function: microtubule binding; beta-tubulin binding. The record is from RefSeq and is a predicted model, not a curated record. The transcript is spliced from 23 exons. NCBI's taxonomy places the organism in Eukaryota, Metazoa, Arthropoda, Insecta, Lepidoptera, Pyralidae. Bases 4 to 2559 code for a protein of 851 amino acids.